Portunus trituberculatus (swimming crab) is the source of this 3302-nucleotide messenger RNA. It is a transcript of the gene Gprk2, whose product is annotated as G protein-coupled receptor kinase 2-like. Gene Ontology annotation, molecular function: G protein-coupled receptor kinase activity; ATP binding. The record is from RefSeq and is a predicted model, not a curated record. Gene Ontology annotation, biological process: regulation of signal transduction; protein phosphorylation; signal transduction. Gene Ontology annotation, cellular component: cytoplasm. Lineage: Eukaryota; Metazoa; Arthropoda; Malacostraca; Decapoda; Portunidae.
GGAGCGGAGUGGUGGAGGGCAGACCGAGGCGCGGAGCAUCGGUAGUGUUGGCAGGAGUGGAGUGCGCGCCAUAUUCCCCCGGAGCACCCCGCCCUGUGUCGCGUCUUGGCUUGAAUGGCUGAGGGUCAACGCUGGCCCGAGGUGGUCAUAAACUGUCAAACUGGAACUGAUGGAAUUAGAAAACAUUGUCGCCAACACAGUGUACCUGAAAGCACGGGAAGGAGGUUCAGACAGCAAUAAAGGAAAGAGUAAAAAAUGGAGAAGAUUACUACAAUUUCCACAUAUAUCACAAUGUCUAGAUUUAAAAAGCAAAUUAGAUGUAAGAUACAGCUAUGUAGUGGAUCAGCAGCCCAUAGGAAGAUUGUUGUUUCGGCAGUUUUGUGAAGCUGUAAAACCUGUGUACCAUAAGUACAAUAUUUUUCUUGAUGAAGUUGAAACAUACCAAGUUGAGGUUGAUGAGAGGAGCGAGUUGGCACAUACCAUCUUCAACAAAUAUCUUCAAAGGACUUCUUCAGCAUGUCAUAUAGUGGGGAUCCUGAAUGAGUCCUUGAUAGUGACCUGUAAGGAAAACCUAGACACUGCAGGAAAGGAGCUCUUCCUUGGGUGUGCAGCAGAAGUCAAGCUCUUCCUGGCUAAUGAGCCUUUCAAAGAAUUUGAGGCUUCCAUGUACUUUCAUAGGUAUUUACAAUGGAAGUGGCUAGAAAGUCAACCUGUAACGUACAAGACCUUCAGGAUGUACCGGGUGCUGGGCAAGGGAGGAUUUGGAGAGGUGUGUGCUUGUCAGGUGAGAGCGACAGGGAAGAUGUAUGCUUGCAAGAAAUUGGAGAAAAAAAGAAUAAAGAAACGCAAAGGUGAAGCAAUGGUGCUCAUAGAAAAGCAAAUUCUACAAAAAAUUAAUUCCAGAUUUGUUGUUAGUUUAGCGUAUGCCUAUGAGACCAAGGAUUCACUUUGUCUGGUGUUGACAAUAAUGAAUGGCGGUGACCUCAAGUUCCACAUCUAUAGUAUGAAUGCGGACCCUGGUUUUGACCAGGAGCGAGCCAUUUUUCAUUCUGCCGAGGUGUUGUGUGGUCUGGGACACUUGCACACACAGGGUAUUGUAUAUAGAGAUUGCAAGCCAGAGAAUAUUUUGUUGGAUGACCAUGGGCAUGUCCGAAUAUCUGACCUUGGCCUAGCUGUCCAGAUUCCUGAGGGAGAGAUGGUGCGAGGUAGAGUGGGCACGGUGGGCUACAUGGCACCGGAAGUUAUUGACAAUGAAAAGUACACAUUUUCUCCUGAUUGGUUCAGCUUUGGCUGUCUCAUCUAUGAAAUGAUUGAGGGACAAGCACCUUUCAGGGCAAGGAAAGAGAAGGUGAAGCGAGAAGAAGUAGAUCGUAGAGUCAAGGAACAGCAAGAGACAUAUUCAGAUAAAUUUUCUGAGGAAGCCAAGUUAAUAUGUCAGCAGUUAUUGAAAAAGAGUGCACGGGAACGGCUGGGAUGCUCAAGGGAAAGGCAAGGAGUAGCAGAGGUAAAAUCUCAUGCAUUCUUCAAGAACAUAAAUUGGAAGCGGUUAGAGGCUGGGAUGUGUGAACCUCCCUUUGUUCCAGAUCCCCAUGCUGUGUAUGCAAAAGAUGUAUUGGACAUAGAACAGUUCAGUACAGUGAAAGGGGUCAAUCUUGAUGCAACUGAUGACUCUUUUUACUUAAAAUUCAACACUGGUUCUGUGUCUAUCCCUUGGCAACAAGAAAUGAUUGACACUAAGUGUUUUGCGGAGCUGAAUCAGUUUGGGCCUAACAACACCCCUACUAAUGAUCUGAGGCUAGACCUGCCUCCACCUGAGGACAGCAAGAGCUGCUUCCCCUUCAGGCGACGGCGUCGGAGGUAGCUAGGUGAAGUGUAAAGAGCCAAGAAUCAUCUUCAUCAAGAACAUGUUCAUUACCUCAAAAUUCUUGCUCUACAUUAUUGAACGUGGAAAGUUCAAAAUUGAGCAUUGACAGUUUCAUCACCCAUGUUCCUGCAGGUUAGCAGUAGCUCCCAGGAAUUCAUUGUAAAAUGACAAGUUCAUCAUCAUUUAUGGAAUUCAUCUUCCAUUAGUCAGCCAUGAAGAAGAAGCACGGAUGUUAUCCUGUUCAUUGUCCAUUUUGUGCCAAGUAAGAAAAUGAAAAUGCUGAUGGUUCCCUAACUUUAAUCUAUUGUCAAGAACAGGGAUAGUGGAGUGUAAAAUAUUCUAAUUAGGCUGAUUCAGUUGUAAUUUUUGUCUGAAAUACUCUGCUCACCCAUCUUGAUAUUAAUGUUACCUAAUGAUAUCAUGUGGGAAAACACUCAUAUAGUUCCAGUCUUAAGAAUAUAAAUUUUGAAUAUUAUAUUUGCACAGUAUCUGGCUCAUUUAUGUGUACUACAUGCAAAUUUGGUGAUGUACACAUUUUAAAAGACAUGUGCAUGUACACACAUAAUUUGAGAUUGUGUGUCAUGUGUGAUAUAUUAACAUGCAAAGUGUGCAUUCUUGUGUGCAAUAAUAUAGGGAAGAAGUUGGCAGACUAUUGCUAAUUGGUGCCCAUUGGGUUAAACAAUCAGUUGAUUACUUCUGGUUCUGUUUAAACCCUGUAUGUGGCAAUGGUCACUGGCCGGGGCUGGAAGAAUGAUGUGUUCGAUGUACUACUAUUUGCCUCAUCAUGAAUAUGUACUUUCAGAUAAUUCUGGAGAAAUUGAUUCCUUCAAAGGCACACUUACAAAUUAUGAAUAUAUAUUUGUUAGCUUUGAACAUUAAUCUGGUAAACACUUUGGAGGACUCUUGGAUAGAAAGCGACGAAAAGCAUGAAAUUGCUCAAGAAGGAAGACUGAGUGCCAGAUGGUGGUGGUGCAAGCCACACGGGGUGUUUUAUUUUGUGAUACCAUUAUUUGGUUUGUGAUACCCACCACAAGCAGAACACCUCCAGCACCUUCCUUAAUAGCCACAAUUUUUAGUUGUUUAUAUUAAAAAGUGAUAGGUCAGUAUUUUUUCUGUAUAGUCAUGACUUGUUCAUUGCAUCAGACUAUCACAAUCUUUUAUCCAUAAAUUAGGACAUAAUCAUCUCACUUAUACAUGUUAUCAUUGUCAUGGUUCUACAUGCUUUAAUUCUUAUAUUUAAUGGUUACAUAAGAUGAGUAGUACCAAAUCCUUGAGUGCAGGGAGCCUUACGCAACACUGUUAGGUGGAAUUGCAUUUUGAAGUUGUCAUUAUUAUUAUUAUUAUUAUUAUUGUUAUUAUUAUUAUUAUUAUUAUUAUUAUUAUUAUUAUUAUUAUUAUUAUUAUUAUUAUUAUUACUAUUAUUAUUAUUACUGCUUUA